Acaulospora morrowiae is the source of this 2439-nucleotide messenger RNA. NCBI's taxonomy places the organism in Eukaryota, Fungi, Glomeromycota, Glomeromycetes, Diversisporales, Acaulosporaceae. The record is from the annotation of a GenBank genome assembly.
AUGUACAAUACACCACAGAAUGAUCUUUUACACUCUACUAAUUCUAAUCGACACUCCAUGUUCCUGGGCGUCAUCAAACAUACAAAGUUCCUGCACCCUCAGAAUCACAAGGCGUCCAGGGCCUUGGAAUCAAGAGAUUUCUCGGCGGCCAUCAGGUGCUUAACAAAACUAAUAGAAACAUAUCCUGAUAGUUACUCCGUGCGAUGCGACCGAGGAUACGCAUCAAAACAAUUGGGAAACAUAAGAGAUGCGUUGGCUGAUUUUAAUGAUGCCAUUAAUCUUAAUCCCGUAAAAUUACGAGCUUUUAUGCUUCGUGGGGAGACGUAUUUUGAGAUCAACAGGUACGAUCUCGCAAAGGCCGAUCUGAUGAAUGUACUCAAGAUAGGAUCGGAUCAACCGUCGGAUCAGAGAUUAUUGUUGAAUGCAAACCGAAUGCUUGGCGAAAUCAUGUUGGUCGAACAAGAGUAUGUCGAGGCAUUGCCUUACCUCAAUGAAGUUUUGAGAUAUUCACCCUUCGACAAGGAAACGUUAAGGGCGCGCGGGAACCUGAAUAACCGGUUGAAACAUUAUGAAGAUGCGUUAAAGGAUUUUAGUCUACUCUUGGAAAUUGAACCUAAUGAUCCCGAGGCGUUGGAAAUACGGCUGACAUUAUACAGAAAACUCGAGAUGUACAAUACGGCGCUGACGGAACUUGGUCUCGCAUUGGAGCGCAAAGGAAAUGAUCCAGAUCUAUUGAUGAAACGUGGGAAGAUUUUGCUGAAUCAAAAACGACAUCAAGAGGCAUUGUCGAAUUUUAAUGAACUACUAAAGAUCGAUUUUCCGGACGUUGCAAAGGUCCUUAGGAAUCGGGCCAAGGUCCACGAGAACUUGUCACGUUAUGAUGAUGCGCUCGCCGAUUAUGACGAGGCGAUAAAACUAGAAGAGGGUAAGGCAUCGACAUAUCGAAGGCGAGCGAAAAUAUAUUAUACUUUUAAAAAAAAAUACAAGGAAGCGUUGGAUGACGUAAACCAAGCGUUACAGAUCGAUCCGAGAGACAGUGAAGCUGAGUCACUACGCAAUAAAAUUUACACAUCAUUGAGAAAAUAUGAUGAUGCUUUGGAAGGCCUGAAUAAAUCGUUAAACGCAAACCCAACCAACCUAAUUUCACUGAUAAGCCGUGGAGAGGUAUACAGAAUAAAGGGACUUUACCAAGAAUCUCUGAUAGAUCUAAACAAAUCCCUAGAAAUUCAACCGGAAAAUGUUACAGCUCUUCUGAAUCGGGCAAAGGUCCAUCGGCAUCUCGAAAAUUACGAGGACGCACUGGUAGAUUUGAAUAAGGCGAUCACAUUUGAACCGCAAGAUGGGCGGCUGCUAAGAAAUCGAGGAAAAAUUAAUCUCAGGUUGCAAAGGUACGAUGUUGCACUGACAGACUUGGACCGAGCCAUCUUUAUCGAUCCAGAUACGUCGGCGUUCAGGCAUCGUGGAUUGGUGCGAUUAAUGAUGAAUCAAUUCGAUAGAGCACUCAGUGAUUUCAAAGAAUCUCUCAAACUCAAUCCUCACAACAUCAACGUAUAUUCCGAUUGUGCCGAAACUUACAUAAACAUGGGUAAAUUUGAGAAGGCACUUGAAUAUUUGAGUAAGGUAUUGGACAUUGAUGCGAAUAAUAGUAGGGCAUUAGGCCUCCGGGCGAUGUCGCUUACAAGCUUAUGCAGAUUCGAUGAGGCAUUAGAAGAUUUUGAUUUGGCCGUACAAUUAAAUCCCAACGACUGUGUCCCAUUAAUUAAACGUGCGAAGAUUUACCAAAAAAAAACAAGAUAUCAAGAGUCGCUGAGAGAUUGGAACGAAGUGUUGAGAAUCUCCCCGAUAAAUAUCGAGGCACUGGAGAACCGAUCUCAGGUCUUAUUUAAGAUUUGUAGGUACGAAGAAGCUAUCAGAGAUCUCGAUAGCAUCUUGGAGCAGAAUCCGGAUAAUUUUUUCGCUCUUUGCAUACGUGCAGAAGUCUACCUAAAAAUUGGAAGAUAUCAAGAUUCUCUAAAAGAUCUCGACGAAGCGGAGACGUUGAAGGGGAACAAAUGUUUUGUGCAUACAUUUCGUGGAGCUGUCUACUACGAGAUGGGGCGCACGCAAGAUUCCAUGUCUGAUCUCAACAAGGCGUUACAAUACGAAAGAACAAAUCUUUUAAAUUCAUGGUGUCGGCUGAAGGCACUUAUAACUCGAUCGAAAAUAAAUAGGGACAAGAAACGUUAUCAGACAGCAAGGGAGGAUAUAAACAAGGUGCUGACAGAGGAACCCUUCAAUUUCGAGGCGUUAUGUGAGAGAAGCCUUCUCUUCAGGGAUGGCUAUAAGAAUCUGAAUGAUGCUUGGUUAGAUUUGGAACGUGGAUUGGAGGCACCCGAAGAGGCUCUCUCUACCGAGUUUUCUGUAAAGGAAUUACUGAUCUUCGAAACUCGGUUGAUUUAA